This is a messenger RNA of Perognathus longimembris pacificus (Pacific pocket mouse), 546 nucleotides long. It is a transcript of the gene Lgals7, whose product is annotated as galectin 7. Lineage: Eukaryota; Metazoa; Chordata; Mammalia; Rodentia; Heteromyidae. The transcript has 4 exons. The record is from RefSeq and is a predicted model, not a curated record. Gene Ontology annotation, molecular function: carbohydrate binding. Bases 75 to 488 code for a protein of 137 amino acids.
CAGUCCCAUCCUGCCUCUAUUUAAGGUCCCCGUGGAGUGCACUGCCACACUGCUGCUGUCCCACUGUGCCAGCCAUGAGCUCGACUGUCCCCCACAAGACCUCGCUGCCUGAAGGCCUCCGUGCCGGCAGCCUGUUGCGGAUCCGAGGCAUUGUUCCUGACAAGGCCGGCAGGUUCCACGUGAACCUGCUGUGCAGCGAGGACCAGGGCGCCGACGCCGCCCUGCACUUCAACCCGCGGCUGGACACGUCGGAGGUGGUCUUCAACAGCAAGGAGCAGGGCAGCUGGGGCUCCGAGGAGCGCGGCGCCGGCGUCCCCUUCCAGCGGGGCCAGCCCUUCGAGGUGCUGCUCAUCGCCGCCGAGGACGGCUUCAAGGCUGUGGUCGGGGACGCGCCCUACCACCACUUCCGCCACCGGAUGCCCAUGUCCCGAGUGCGCGCCGUGGAGGUGGGCGGCGACGUGCUGCUGGAUUCCGUGAGGGUUUACUGAGCCCCAGCCACGGGGUGCAGGGAGGGGGCCGGGCUGCCCAAUAAAGCCAAGCCAUGGU